UUCCGCAAGGCGCGUGUCAUUUCCGUCACCCUUUCCUGUGAUCAUCGUGUGGUAGAUGGAGCAGUCGGUGCCGCCUGGUUGGCCGAGCUGAAAACCUCUUUGGAAACCCCUGGUAUGAUGUUGGCCUAGUCAAAAGAGGCGUCUGUUGCUUCUACUGGUACAAUCGCGUCAGUGACAAACUAUUUUUCGGGUUAGUACUGACUGGUUUGUUAGAAAAACCGAAAUAA
Echinostoma caproni is the source of this 227-nucleotide messenger RNA. The record is from the annotation of a GenBank genome assembly. NCBI's taxonomy places the organism in Eukaryota, Metazoa, Platyhelminthes, Trematoda, Plagiorchiida, Echinostomatidae.